Glossina fuscipes is the source of this 1507-nucleotide messenger RNA. Its product is annotated as odorant receptor 67d-like. The coding region runs from base 1 to 1173 and encodes 390 amino acids. Gene Ontology annotation, molecular function: odorant binding; olfactory receptor activity. The transcript is spliced from 4 exons. The record is from RefSeq and is a predicted model, not a curated record. Gene Ontology annotation, biological process: detection of chemical stimulus involved in sensory perception of smell; sensory perception of smell. Gene Ontology annotation, cellular component: plasma membrane. Lineage: Eukaryota; Metazoa; Arthropoda; Insecta; Diptera; Glossinidae.
AUGGAGCACGAGCUAACUUGUAUAGAACGUUUUCAAGAAAUCAUUAAAGUGAUACGCGUUAUCGCUAAAAUGUGCGGCUGCGAUAUUCUUAAUCCCAACUAUAGAAUGAAUUUCAUAACAUGGCUUUUAAUUGUGGGAGUAAAUGGUUUCUUCUUAUGUACCAUUUAUACGAUUUACAAGGGUAUGGCAAUCGAUCAUGAUUGGACUGUUAUACCAGUCUGUUUGUGCAUUAUUGGAAGUGGUAUACAGGGUUUUGCCAAGAUUUUGUUAGUAUUAAAGUAUCGAAAAGUGAUCGUAGUUCAACAAUAUUUUUUGGAAAAUGUUUAUACCGUUUAUCAGCAGAAAACCGAACGUUAUCGUCAUGUUUUAAAUCGUUGGUUAGCUUAUACAGUGAAAACUUAUAAACUUUGUGCGUUUAUGUAUGUUUUUGUGGGUUCAAUAAUUAUCGGUUUUCCAUACAUUUAUUGGUAUAUUUAUGGUAUACGAAUGAUGAUAAUGCAAUUUGAAAUACCUUUUGUCGAUCCUAAUACCGAUGUGGGUUAUAUAAUACAUACGUUAUAUCAUUUUCCCAUGAUCGCUUGGGGCUGUUUAGGUCAUUUUAUGACCGAUAUUUAUAUGUUUAUGUUUAUUAUUAAUGUACCGCUAUUGAAGGAUUUAUUGGAACAAAAAUUUUUGGAUUUAAAUGAAAUACUUGAAGAGACCAAUGAAAGGGAAAAAGUAUUCCCACUACUUAAGGAUAUCUUUCAAUGGCAUCUACAAUACAAUGAAUUUAUAGCAGGUGUCGAUAAAAUCUAUCGAACGAUUAUAUUCAUAGAAGUAACAACCUGUGGUCUCAGCAUUUGCUGUACAAUAUUUUCGAUUGUUUUAGGCGUAUGGCCAGCUGCUUAUGGUUACAUAAUUUAUCUAAUCUUUUGCUUGUAUUCUUUCUGCAUUAUGGGCACAUUGAUAGAAAUAUCGAACGACAAUGCAAUCGACAUCAUUUACACUGUUUCCCAUUGGUACGAAUUAAAAGUUCCCGAGCAAAAAAUGAUUUUAAUUAUGCUGAGUAAGUCGCAGAAACCCAUUGAACUUACGGUCGGUCAAAUUUUGCCUUUAUCCGUAAGUACCGCCUUAAAGGUUACUAAAGGUGUUUACAGUUUCUUAAUGCUGCUGCUAAACUUUUUGGAUAAAUGAUUUGUUGCAAAUUUAUUGUAAAAUUCUUUUUAGCAACGAUUUUAAUUAAUUAGCGAAGCAAUAAAGAUUUUAAGUAAAAUUUUGGUUAUAAUUGCAAACACAAGAAGCAAUAAACUUAUCUGCCAUUCAUAAAAUAAUUCAUUUAGAUAAACCCAAUAUAAUAUAAGGGAGGUUCAAGCACCUUUCAAUAUUUUUCGGACUAGCGUACAUUCAGCGUAGUGGCAAAGCUCAAGUUUGAAAUGGCGGUUCGCUUGCUAGAUUAUGCCUAGCUUGGCGAUGGCUUAAAGAUCGUUGCAUCUAUAUAUUCUUAGGUCCACCUGUGAGGAAAAAACUU